Anarrhichthys ocellatus (wolf-eel) is the source of this 3835-nucleotide messenger RNA. It is a transcript of the gene yju2, whose product is annotated as YJU2 splicing factor homolog. The record is from RefSeq and is a predicted model, not a curated record. The transcript is spliced from 9 exons. NCBI's taxonomy places the organism in Eukaryota, Metazoa, Chordata, Actinopteri, Perciformes, Anarhichadidae. Bases 2150 to 3181 code for a protein of 343 amino acids. Gene Ontology annotation, biological process: mRNA splicing, via spliceosome. Gene Ontology annotation, cellular component: U2-type catalytic step 1 spliceosome.
CUCGAUGAUGAUUCAGUCGACGAGAACUUGCAGGCUUCUGAGUAUUUUAUCCAAAUAUAGAGAAAAGCAAAACGACAUGCAGCAAGCAUUAAGAGGCGUUGACGUAAACGUACCUCGUUCAAUCUCCCUGCUGAUGGGUCCCGUCUGUCUGAGGUUUGCGGUCCGUCCUACAAUGAUGAGCAGGGAGUAUUUGUGGAGGCUCAAGUCGGGGUUUGCGGUCGCGGCGCGCCUCGACUCCUCCUGGACCUCCCUCUCCGACACCCGGCUGGACGCCAUGUUGGAAACUUGCUCUUGGAUGUGAUGUCAUUGAAAAAUCCUGACAGCGCUUUUUAUUGCAGAGAGAGAUGACAGCUGGUGUGCCGGAAUGCAGUCGUGCAUUGUUGAAUGUUUAGAGGCGGCAUUAUUGAUGACGCGUGGCAAAAACGAAUCAAUAUAUAUUUUCUUUAUUGUCGUCCCAUAAGUGUUUUUUAGUGCUGUAAUUGUAAUCAAAAGCAAUUUUCCAACAAGGAUUUUGCGGGAAAAUGACGAUCCUCUAGUUUCAAGACUACAAUUGAGGUGGUGCAUUUUAUAAUACUGCAUACUGUAACCCCUCGUUUGUAUAUAACAGUACAACAGAUACACAAACACUUGGAUAUAAUUUAGUUUAUUUAUUGACCUUAUCUUACAAAUGUGUUUAGAAAUCGUUGCUUAUAGCUUUGCUAUCUCCCCCAUAGCAGGAACAACAAACACAAUUACAGGGGUGAAAAUAAUUUAUGACAAAAACAUACAAAGUAUUUCACAAGAUGCCACAAUCCCACACAAAUAACUUCCACGGUGGAAGAACACGUUAGAUCUAUUCAAAACAUAACGUAACAUUUUGUAGUCUAAAUUUGUCAAAUAAAAACAUCAUUUAUAAUCACAUAUGUCAUUAAUUUUUCCCAUUAUUUUCCUUCACAAACAUUUGAGAACAUAAAAGUUACAGGUAGUACCCCGGGGACAGCUGCACAGCGUGCCAAUGCGCGCGCCUUUACGCACGGCGCACGGCUCCCCGGCGUCACACUGGAACGACAAAAGCAACAUAAAUUCAUGAAAAUAGGGAUAUUGUUGUUCACUCGUUUUCUUGAUAAAAAAAAAACUGUGUUUCAAAAGUAAUGGUCAUACAAAAGUCAGAAGGUUAUGCGUAUGCAUUGAUUUCCAUGUUCAAACACUUAUUUCAAAAUACAUUUUAUGAACAGGACAAAUCCUCGUCAAAUAUGCUCUGAGACACCAGAAAUCACAUCUACGAAAAUCUUCUAUUUUAGCAUAUUUGUAGAUAUUAUAAAUUCAAUGAAUUUCACAAACAUAGACUUUUUCAAAUGUAUUUAUAAAUAAACAUAUUCUGUCCUGGAAAUAAUAAACUAAUUAAGCAGUUUUAUAAUAUCUUACACCUACCGAAGGCAGCCAACCAUGCUUUUUCUCUAAGGGCAUAUCUUUGCUCCUCAGCUUCUCCAAAACUUCUUGCAACGCGUCAAUCUGCAAAGAAAUGCCAAAAAGUAAAAUAUUCAUCAAAUAUAUUAAAACUUGACACGUGUUCAUUUUGAGGAAAACUCAUUCUUUAAAUUUAAAAGAUCAACGUUUUCUUUUAUGCGUGUGCUAUUAAUCUUUUUGUAAGAGAGUCACUUUCUCGAACAAUGUUUAUUUUUGCGCAUCGUUCAACAGCCUUCAUUCAUCCUGCUGACAUUUCACAUCCAAACCCCUGGUAAAAUCUCUCACCAGGUCUUUCUCCUGUUGGGUUUUCAGAGGGAAAUCCAACGAGCGCGUCUCCAUGGAGGAGUCUUCUGCAUGAGCGAGCCACAGGUAGGCGCAGCAGCAGGUGACCGUGAGGAGAGCCCGAGCGCCGACCAUGGUGCUGACACAAAAAUUGAAGCAGUCUCUUUUUGGCGAGUGGAGAAAAGUGGAGUGGGAAGUCUGCGGUUGCUCUGUGAAGGAACUGAUGGCUGCUGUUGUAGAUGCUCACCCCUGCCGCAGGGGGGCAGCAGCACACUUUGAAGUGCAGCUCGUGAUGCUAAUAAUGAGACAACCGGAAGUGUACAGUGCAGCCUACAAGCAGCUAGCACUGUUGUGGAAAUAGCUCUCAAUCUAAUUAUUCCAACGGUUUGUUCUCCACGUUGGGUUUCCAGCAAAAGCAACAAUGUCUGAAAGAAAAGUAUUAAAUAAAUACUACCCCCCGGAUUUUGAUCCAGCCAAAAUCCCCAAACUUAAACUCCCUAAAGAUCGUCAAUAUGUAGUCAGAUUGAUGGCUCCAUUCAACAUGAGGUGUAAAACAUGCGGAGAGUACAUCUACAAGGGGAAGAAGUUCAAUGCACGUAAAGAAACUGUGAUGAAUGAGCUGUACAUGGGACUUCCCAUCUUCCGUUUCUACAUCAAAUGUACUCGAUGCCUCGCUGAGAUUACGUUUAAGACUGACCCAGAGAACACAGACUAUGCAAUGGAGCACGGUGCAACAAGAAACUUCCAAGCAGAGAAACUGAUCGAGGAGGAGGAGAAGAGAGUCGUACAGGAGAGGGAAGAAGAGGAACUGAACAACCCCAUGAAGGUGUUGGAGAACCGCACAAAGGAUUCCAAGAUGGAGAUGGAGGUGCUGGAGAACCUUCAGGAGCUGAAGGAGCUGAACCAGAGGCAGGCUCAGGUGGACUUUGAGGGAAUGAUCGACCGGUACAGAGACCAGGAGAAGAGAGACAAGGAGAGGGAGAAAGAAGAGGAUGAGCGAGAGACAAUAGAGAUGCUGGAUCGUGCCCUUGUGAAAAGAAUCCGAGACUCGGACUCUGAUUCAGAGAGGGAAGAGGAGAGCAGCAGCUCCGAGUCAAAGAAACCCAGCACAGACAAACCAACAGACAUCCUCACUACAGUCAAACCCACAGAGUCACAGGGAACCUCAGCUGGAGGAGUGAAGAAGGCCAAGGUGGAGAGCUGGGAGAGGAGUGUGGGGACGCUGGGCGGUAAAGGGGCACUGGGGUCUCUGGUCGUGAGAAAGAAACCAGCGGUGGCUGUCAACAAACCCAGACCAGUGGCAGCAGCUGCUGCUCCCCUUUCACAAACAGAUUCAAAGGCGUCUACGGCUGACUCCAACAAUGCCUCCAAGCCUGUUACCACACAAAAUGGGUCAUCUUCUCUCAGCCUGCUGGGGGCGUAUUCAGACAGUGACAGCGAUGACAGCGAAUGAAUAGAAGAUGCUUGGGAUGUCUUUUUGAUUUGAGCGACGGACACACAAUUGUAUAAAUGAUGUAUGAAGAAAUAUAGGGAUUUGGACCAUUUUUGUAAUUGCUGCACAGAAAUCAAAAUCACGUAUAAACCAGUUUGAGGGUCUAUCCUAUAAAUAUCCUUUCUCUAAAGAAGUGACUGAUAAAGUGUUGGUGGGCAGUCAUUAGCAGGGAUUUUAGUCUGCUGUUCAAGGACUUUCCUGAGAAUUUUACCUUGAAAAAAAUAGUAAUGUUUUCUUUUUUUGUGAGUCAAAUUUGCCCUAUGAAAAUAUCAGGUGUAUAUUUUAGUGUUUAUUAAAAUCUGUUUAACUUCAACUCCUUGUCCUUGACAUGCUUUGAUAUCUUGCAACACCUCUCUUUUGAUGCUAUGUAAUUUAACAUUUGUGUGGACCAUUAAAUGUGAUUUUAAUUAUUCAUUCAUAAAUUUCAUCUGAUUUCUAUUAGAGCUGGGUGAUGCAAUGUUGAUAGUAUGAUAUCUGGGAGUUUGCUUGUUGGUACGGAGCUGUAGAUAUUCAAUAUUCAAAUAAUGCAUUAAUAGCAUCGAUGUCUUGUCUUUUCAGGGCCUCUUAUACAGCUUAGUGGUUUUCUAUCAUUGCCAUUAAAGUUAAUGCCUAUAA